Messenger RNA from Schistocerca cancellata (South American locust), 8719 nucleotides. Its product is annotated as ceramide kinase. The annotation marks the transcript as partial. Gene Ontology annotation, molecular function: kinase activity. The transcript is spliced from 9 exons. Lineage: Eukaryota; Metazoa; Arthropoda; Insecta; Orthoptera; Acrididae. The record is from RefSeq and is a predicted model, not a curated record.
CCGUGCGGCAGCGGCGACGCCGGCGCCGGCGGCGCGCACUCCAGCUUCACGCUGCACUACGCGGCGCGCGCGUCGCGCUGCCGCUGGCAGUACCGCUGCGUCACCUUCAACCACACCGACCCCCGCCAAGUCGCCUCCUGGGUCAAGACCAUCCGCAACUACCUCGCCGGUUUGAGACGUCGACCACGGAAGGUCCUGGUAGUAGUAAAUCCAUUUGGUGGCCGUAGGCGUGGGCCUCGUGUGCUCGAGAGACAAGUUAAGCCAUUACUCGCUGUUGCUGGAGUGGAAUCUGAAGUCUUGCUUACCCAGAGACCAGGUCAUGCCCACGAUACACUUCUGAGAAGACCACUGGAUGGUCUGGAUGCAGUGAUUUGCAUUGGUGGAGAUGGAACAUUUGCAGAGGUAUUCAAUGGCUUGGUAUUACGGGCAGCGAGGGAUGCCGGUAUCGAUCACAAUGACCCUGAAGCUCGGCUACCACCUCCACCUCUUAGAGUGGGUGUUGUGCCUGGUGGAUCUACCAAUACAAUGGCUUAUUGCCUCCAUGGAACCACUGAUGUGCAGACUGCUGUAAUACACAUUCUGCUUGGAGACACUCGUGGGCUGGAUCUAUGCAGUGUUCAUAGCAAUGGAAGCCUCCUAAAGUACUAUUCAAGUGUUAUUUCAUAUGGUUAUUUGGGAGAUGUCCUAAGGGAUAGUGAAAAAUUUCGUUGGAUGGGGCCCAAGCGGUAUGACUAUUCAGGUUUUAAGAAGUUCUUCUGUAAUAAGGGCUACGAGGGAGAGGUGCGACUCUUAGCUGAUGGUACAAGUGCAGCUGAAGGUCCCCGGUGCAAGCAGAACUGUGCCCGAUGCUCUACAAGGCAGUCUACCAAAGAUGCAACACCACUGUCACCAGGAGAAUGGAAGACAUUCCGUGGUAAAUUCUUUAUGGUGAACUGUGCAAAUGUGUCCUGUGCAUGUCAACGAAGUCCAAAUGGCAUGUCACCAUACUGUCAUAUAGGGGAUGGUUGUGUCGAUGUUGUAAUGGUAAAGCACUCUAAUCUUUUCAACAAUCUCCGAUUGCUUCUCAGGAUGACGAGCAAGGCCAAUAAUGUGUUUGACCUGCCAUUUGUGGAAGUGCAUCGAGCUCGAGAGUUUUCCUUCAAACCACUGGCUGACAAUAUACCAGACUCGAGCCCUGUCUCUCCACGUUUAGUGCCAGGGAUUAGUGUGUGGAACUGUGAUGGAGAAGUGCAGUGGGAGGCUAACAUGAGAGUCAGGGUUCACUGCCAAUUGCUCGACGUGUUCACACGAGGCAUCCCCGAGAACGACGACGAAGAACAGCCUUCGUGCAAGAUCUGUUCCUUUUAAAGCUGUUUUUAGAUUUGACAUCAUAUAUCUGGAGCCGAAUAGACUCCACUCUUCAUCAGGUUGUGGCAAUCUACUCUGUAGAAGAAGCAGAUGUUGAAUUGAUGGAUUUGGAAGAGAAUUAGCCAGAUAUGUUUAUAUAGUUGCUAGCUCAUGUUGUGUGGAAACUGCACAGAAAAUUCUGUAAUGUUAGAGAUGUGUGGACCAUUGAUGAGUUGAAAAGUGUGGAGGAGGACAGGGCAUGAGCUAUGUUGCAUGUCAUCCACACACUAGAAGUCAAAGUGUUUUGAUAUCCUGUGGGUGAAUUUUGUGGCAUCUGGUUCUGUGAUGUGCCAUUAGAUCCUUUGACCAUCUUCUAGACAGGUUAUUCUUGAUUAAUUAUUUAUUCUCUAGAGACAGUUGACAAACUUCAGUUUAAUGUUUUGGACAUUUUAAACAGACAAGUCCCACUUCAUAGUGUUUCAGCAAUUUACUGCUGCAAACUGCAAGCAUAUUUCAAGCAACUUGUUCACAAUUUAGAUGUAGACUGAUAAUGACAGCACGUACAAUUAGUGUCUGUGGAACUGUUUUACCAAUCUUUAGACUUUGUUGAUUUAUAAGUACUGAUAAGUAACUAUGCCUCACGUGACAACAGCUGCAAUUAUGCCUCACGUUACUACAGCUGCCAUGUUGUCAUGAUAUUAUUUUUAUUGAAGACUAAAGGUGGUAAGGCAACAGAGAACUUUUUCUAAAAAAAAAAAAAAAGUCAGAAAAUCUGUAGAUGCAUUAUUAUGCUUGAAGUUACAUACUACUUCAGUCACAUAAAAUCUUACUUGUUGAACUGAAUUUUAUCAUACGAUGAAGUAUCUGUAGGGAGGAUCACAGACCUUAUGAAUGGUAAAUAAUACCAGCUUGACUGCUAUGCCAAUUAAGAGAUUUUGUCACAGUAUAGGAAACUGUCUGUGCUACUGAUAGAAACAUGAACAACUAUAACAUGAAAAUAAUAUCACUGAAAUUAAUUUAUUGAAUGUGAUAAAAUAUGUGCAUUAUGAAUUCACCAGCGUAGACAGUCAUUUUCCCAUUCUUUAUGUGUCUGGUGAAAUGCAGAAAGAGACAAAAAAUAUUAAGCUAAAAAACCUUUCCUUUUUUUUAAAAAAAAAAGAAAAAGAAUCUUUAUUGUAGUUAUCUGCUCUCUCUUUUUAAGUUCUUUCAUAGAUAUUUCAGCCAUGCAUUUGUAACACCCUCAUUUCAUUAACAAUAGUGUAAAACUGAGAUAUAUGUACAAUGUGUAAAACAGGAAACUAAAUGUAGUGCACAGCUGCUAAAGUAGUCUUCUGGGCCUCAAAGCAGUUACUGUCAUCUUCUGCACCUAAUUCUUUCAAGAGCUCUAAAGUGAUGAAUGAAGCUUUCCUAUAAAUAGAAUGUGAUUUAAAGACCCUUGAAAUGAUAACAUAAUGUGAUUGAAAAAUAUUCUUCAUUGUUAUACAGUAUGUGCAACUUAGUUUCACCUUAGUAAGAUAAUAUUCACAAAACAUUGAUAAUAUGAUACAGCAAUAUGUGCUGUCUUCUUGUGCCUAUAUAAAUACCUUACAGCUGUGCUGCUAAAAUAUUAAAUAUUGCAACUGAUACCCAGGGUCACAACACACAUUUUGUAAGCACUAAUACUUAGCUGUUGGUGAGCAUACUGGAAGGGCAAACAGUAUAAAAAAGUACAGGCAGACUGAGGAAACAUCAUCAAAGAGAUUGGGCAGGUUUUUAGUGAUAGACUGAAUGCUGUUGUACUAAUGAUCUGUCUUUAGUCAAGUAGCCGGAUUAAUGAAUUCCUUUUGCAUGAAUGAGCAUUUUGUCACAGAAUGUCCGUAAUAAUCAACUGAAGUUCUAGACACAUAUUGUAAAAUGCAGUAUUUUGUCAUCACUGUACCACAACACAUUGUCAUUUAUAAUUUUCUCUGCUGUAGGUAAGCAGAGUGCAUGUUUAUUAUUAUGUGUUUCAGUAUUAAAGAGGACCUGCAGGUAGAGAGUUUCACAUUACUUGUGAACACUUGCAGUUAACAAGUCAUUUUUACUUAGUUUUGAAAGUGUGUAUUGUUCAUGUAUUUGUUUGUAAUUGUAUUCAUACAUAAUUUCAACAUAAAAAUUACUGUUUUUACUAACAGACAGUUAAAAAAACUUUAUUUCCUCUGCAGAGGGAUGUGAUGACAGUUCAAGGUGCAAUGUUUUGUGGUGCAUGUAUGCAAGUGACAAAAAGUAUCUAUAGAUAUGAAAUACUAUAUACCAGUACCAAUAUAUAAGUGAAUUUAUUCAAGAAAUACCACAUAAUUUUAAUGUUGAAAUUAUUGUGAUAUUUAUUUUCCUUGUGUUGGCUAACUUUUAAAAAGUGAAGAUUUGACAGCAUAUCAUAUGCUACUGCAACUUAACGACAUAUUGUGAAGUAAGGUUUAAGUAAUAAAUUACAUGUGAUACCACAAGGUUGUGUAUGAAGUUCCUACAGGAUACUUAGAUAUGGAAUAUUUCAGAAAUAUCUCAAGAAUUUUUUUGAAUUCAUUUAGGUUCAUUUUCUUGACAUAAGUCUUGAUGUACUCAUAAUUUAUGUUACUACAGUGCCAUGACCUUGUAUACAUUGAAACAAAAUUAUUUUGCCAUUUUGUAACUUUUAUACUAAAAAUCCAAAGUAUCUAUCAUUCAUUUCAUUGUUCAUGAAAGACUUAUGCUACAACGAAGUUAUUGCCUGGUAUUGUAUUAUUACUUUUACUAUAUUAGAGAGACAAAGUGUAUGAAAUGAGUGAAAGGUACUUUUUUGGUGAAAUGUCAGCAGUUAAAAUUAAUAUUAACUAUGACAUAGAAUUUGACUUUUCCUUUGGCGUCAAGAAACACAACUGGCCAUUUAAUUUGGCCACUGGUGUUUCAGUAUACUUUGCCUCACAGGAAAAGUGAUGCUCUUAGUGAGAAUAUAUCCAAACGCACAGAUCUCCUAUUGAAAUUGUAAUCCCUUUAAGUUGAUCAAACUCUGUGUGCGAAUAAAAACAUGUGAUUUUUGCGUGAACAGUGUAUGAGAGAAAUGGAAAAAAUCAUUAUGUUCUAUGAAAAGUAAAUGAUUAAGCUAUGUCUGGUUGUUUAAUCUAUAAAAAUUGCUUUAUAUUUUUAAAUAUUAUAAUUUCAUUUCUAAUGUUACCUUUAUCCAUUACUGUUCAGCUUUGCUGAAUAUGAACAUAUAAUUUACUUUCUGUGAAUAGUUUUAAUUAACUUGUAUUCUGGAAUCUGCUUCAUGUUAAAUAACAGAUGGUUAAAGGCAAUGUGCAGAUUCCAUACAUAUGUCUAAUCGCGUGUGCAAUAGAGGAUUCCACCAGAGACUUUGGCUUCACCAAAUCUGAGAGCAUCAAGGAAGCUAAUGAUUAGUUCCAGAGGUUUGAGUUUCAGUUAAAUGCGUUUCAGCCUUAGGCCUUGGUAUCUGGUUUAGGUAAUAUUAUUUUGAGAACAUUUAAGUCUGUACUGUUUGUAUGUAAUUAAUUAGUAAUUAAUUUUCAAUGAAUUCAUUUAUAUACAAAAGUCAGUAUUAUUAAUACAUUUAAGAAGACAUAUACUGUGCUUCCACAGUAAAGAGGGACUCUGCGGGAAGUAAGCUGCUAGAUAGUGAUUUCAAUUGAAUGACUGUUUUCUCAAAAAACUACUGCAUUAUUCUAAAACAUUAAAAUGUAACUAUUGAUUAGUCCUUUCUUCUAACCAUGUUGUAUAGAAAUAUACCACACUUUAAAAAUUUGGAUGGCUGACAAAAUUCUCUGCACAGUAUAGUUUUGUGAAAUAUCUUCACAAUUUAUUCAGUAUUCAUUAUGUAUUGUUCAUCUUAUGUAAUGAGGUAUUAAUGUACAAGACCUAAGUAGUGGUUUCAGACUAAAUAGUACCAAAAGGAACUGAGAGAACUACUCUCUUAGACAAAGUAGGGAAUUAUUGUUAACAGAGUUAUAAUUAACAUUUAACUUUCUCCUCUUCUUAUUAGCUUAAAAUGUGGAAUGAAUUUAAGGUGCUUUUUCUGGAUUAAUAAUGAUAAAAACAUUUUAUUUAAGAGAUCAUAUUUCAAUUUUUACGGUGUCUUUGGGAAUAUUAAUUUAUUUGACAAAUAUUUUAUUUAAUUUCUCUGAGGUUUGAUAAGAUACACAUUAAUGCAACAUCUUAUUCAUAAAAAUAUUGUAAAAAUGUUGGAAACAUCCCAGAUGUGAAUUUGUUCAUUCAUGUCAGCUUCCUCAGGUGAUAGCUCAUUCUACACAAUGAAAGACAAUAAAGCUAUGCAGUCAGCUGUCAAUUUGCACAUGGAUGGCAGAGCAUGUGGGUAACUAAGUUAUAAAUAUUGGAAAUGAUUGUCAUUUUGAAGGCUUAAAUAUAUGGGUAUGCAUUAUUUUUUACUAUCAAGUACCACGCUGAUAGAGUAAUUACAUAUAACAAGGUGAGGAAAAGGAUGUUUGGCACACUGAAGAAAGACGAGAAAGAGAAACAAAGUGGCCAAAGUGUGAUUUUUUUAUUGUUAUCUGCUGAAUACGAGAUUGAAGAUCAGUUAUGUAUAAGAGCAUGUUUAAUUUGGAAGGUUUAUUCAUGCAACAAAAUAUACGGAAGACAGCCAUUCUGUGAAGAUGAGAGAUUUACAUUUGCUGUAUAGGCCAUAAUAAGAAGUUAACAGUUGUAGAAGUGAUGUGGUUAUUGCUGUUUAAGUAAAUGAUGUCUAAAAAGUGAAUUGUAUGUUAUGUUCUUAUAGGAGCUCACACAGAAAUGAUUUAUAUGAAAUUAUUAUUGAACAGUGACAUAUAGUUUUUUAGUUUGCAAUUAGUGGAAUACAAUGCAGAUAACAUGUUUGAUAUCAUCCACAUUAAAAAAUUAUUUACAUUUUCUUUGUGGAUGAGGCUGUGAUGAGCAAGUGUAUUUCUGCUAUUGAUUUUUAUGUUAUUGGAUAACCUCUUCCAUUCUGUUAGCACUCUUUUUGAAUAAAAUAUUUUGUUGCAGCUGUAUUAUGCCCAGCAUGUUGUCAAAUUCUUGCCUUUUAACUACUACUUAAUUUUUAGUAACAAAUAAGUCGGGGAUUAAUUAUAGUUUUCAUGAAGUUGCAUUCCAACUGGUGUUGUGUACCAUCAAUUGUGCAACUGGAUCACAUUUAUAUUGAUCUUCAGUAUACAGGCCUAAAAAAUAAACUUAAAUUGAACUGAUUGUUAUGAAAUGAGGACACACAACCCCUUUUUUUUUUAAGGGCAAUCUCUUUGCAGUAAAACCCAAAUUUUAUGUCAGUAAAUAUAGGAGAGAUAUUACCUUAGAAGGAAAAAGACUACAUUAAUGUGAAACUGUUAAGAUAUGGUGUUACAAUAAAUAAAUGUAUUUUUAAUAAGCUACAGCAGUGAUUUUCUAAGAGAUAAAACGUAUGCUUUGUUUCACUUCAUAUUAAGAAUAUGCUAAAAAAAGAUAUGAACUGUUUUUGUAAAUUUUUAUAGCAGGGUUUUUAAUACUUCAUCAGGAAAUUUGAAAUAAAUUGUGAUAGCUGUGUGAAUGUGUCUAUGUGAAAAAUGGACCAGCAUUUUGGACAUUAUUGUGGGCAAUGAUUAUCAGGAUGGUGAUGUAUAUUACUGAUUGCCAGCAGAGGUAUACACUGCUGCCUGUCCUCUUUUUUUAUUGCUUGACAGAGAUAUGGAACUCGUGUGGCAAGUGGAUGUUGGAAGCAAGGGAAUGUUGGACAAAAGGUAGUUUAUUGGACUCAACACACUUCUGGCACACUCUCUCCACUACUAUAAUUAAGUUCUGACUUCUUUGCUGUCCCUGUCAAAGGGUAUGGGAAAAGAAGAGGGGGGGGGGGGGAGGGAGAGGGAGAGAGACCAAAGACUUGCCAUAGUCCAUAACAUAAAUGCAUUGACGCUUGAUCAGAAGCAUACAUCAUCACUUUGAUGGUAGCCACUUGCUGCAGUGGCCAAAACAUCGUAGUAUGUUAUGUAGUAGUUCACUCACAUGUCCUGGAGAAUUUCAUUCAGAGUGAUUCCAGCCAUUCAAGCCUGCACUUAUAUGCAUCAGAUAAUGUUUUUAAUUUAAUAUGUUCAGUCCAUAUUUGAUUUCUAGUUACAUAAUUUAUUGGGGUGGCAUAAACUGAGAUUUAUGUACUAUCAAUUGAAAGCUGUUCUCAAUCUGAAAGUUGGCUUUGAAGACCACAGUGCUUUAGUGGGGAUGAUCCAGUUGGGGGUGGUAUACCCUUACUUUCCACUGACUUUUCAAAUGACUAACCCAGACAGUUAUGGGGAACCUACAGUUAAAGGUGGACUUGAAACAUAGUGCAAUAUGCCAUUUUUUUGUACUGACAAGUCAUUGCUUUAUAUAUGUGUAAAUCUCUCAUUGCAGGCAUUGAGUGGGUGGAAUACCCACAAUUCUUGUAAUAUUUUUGUAAUAAUCUACUUAACUUAAAUACUAUUCUUUGAUGUAUUUGUGUAUAUAAUGUGUUUUAUUUCUCAGCAGACUUCAUUAUCUGUUUAUGUAGUAUAAUUUAAAGGAAUGAUUUAAAUUGCCCAAACUCUGCAGUAUGUAUAAAUCUUUAUUGUCAUGCAUUAUACAAUUCUACUAAUAAGAAAACAAAUGAAAUUAAAAUUAGGUGGUAUUUCACAAGAGUUAAAAUUUUAAUUUUCUCAUUUUUCUUCUGUUUAAUAAAGUGAAAAUGACUUCUAGCUUACUUAAAGUCCCAACAAAUUGUUUUUAGUUGAAUGGGUGCAUAUUAAGACUGUAGAGCUUAUAUGUAUGUACUGAUAAAAUGUAGAGUGAAACACCAUAAAAUUUGGGUUUUUUUGUAGACAGUAUUCUACUUUCCCACCAAUGCUGCCUAUGUGUAGAAAUAUUUCUAUUUUUACUCAGAUUAGAAGCCUUGAAACAGCAGGAAUAGUCUUCUUGCAUUUGUGUAAGUGUGAAUCAUCUGCCAUAAAGCCCAGAAAGCUCAUAUUGGUUAUUUCAUGUAGUGUCAAUAUUUCUUAUGCUGCUUCUCUAAAUAUUUGAUAUUUCAUGUUCAGUAUCAGAAAUGUGUUUGACCAUAAAUUCUACCAUAUAUUUGAAUCGUAUCUUUUAUCCUUGCUUUGUAUUUUUCUUAUUGUCUCAUUUUUUAUCUCUUGUUAAUGAGUGUAAUUGGUAAUAAUUCAGAACAUCGACAUAUGGAGUCUGCAAUUAAUGUAAGAAGCCAACCUGAAGCUCAUCACCAUUGUUUCAGAUAUGUAUUUAAGCAUACCCUGUAAACAGCAUUGUAAAACCAAACUAUGCACUCCAUUACUUUCGAAGGAAUGUAACAUUUGGGUAUCUAUUACAAAAAGGAACUCAAAGUACGUCAAAUUUGGAAACGUGGCUCUACAGCAAUGUGUGUAAAUAAAGAAUGAAAAAAAAAAAAAAAAAAAAAAAA